This is a messenger RNA of Onychomys torridus (southern grasshopper mouse), 18740 nucleotides long. RefSeq names its product piccolo presynaptic cytomatrix protein (gene Pclo). The record is from RefSeq and is a predicted model, not a curated record. Gene Ontology annotation, biological process: presynaptic active zone assembly; protein localization to synapse. Lineage: Eukaryota; Metazoa; Chordata; Mammalia; Rodentia; Cricetidae. The transcript is spliced from 26 exons. Gene Ontology annotation, cellular component: axon; cytoskeleton of presynaptic active zone; glutamatergic synapse. Gene Ontology annotation, molecular function: metal ion binding; structural constituent of presynaptic active zone; protein binding. Bases 281 to 16069 code for a protein of 5262 amino acids.
GCGCCGGGCUGGCCGAGCUCGGCUGCUUGUGGGCUGCUCCGGCGCUGAGGCGGCAACCGGGAGGCAGGGAGUGAGAGGCUCGCCUGGCGCUGUGCAACAUGGAGGAGCGGCCGGCCGCGGGCGUCGCCUGCGGACCCGACUGAGCCGGUGCUGAUUCCCCGGGCAGCCGAGGCGGCGCCGAGCCCCCAGGGCCGGGCAGCCUGCACGCUUCGGGGCGGACCCCGGCUGGCGGGGCUCCGGCGGCCGCGGGCUUCUGCACCGGGACGUGUCCCGCCGAGCCAUGGGCAACGAGGCGAGCUUGGAAGGGGAAGGGCUCCCCGAAGGGCUGGCGGCGGCCGCAGGCGGGGCUGGCGGCUCGGGGAGCGCCCUGCACCCCGGGAUCCCAGCCGGCAUGGAGGCGGACCUGAGCCAGCUGAGCGAGGAGGAGAGGAGACAGAUCGCUGCUGUCAUGUCAAGGGCGCAGGGGCUGCCCAAGGGAAGCGUCCCCGCGGCCGCUGCGGAGUCGCCUUCUAUGCACAGGAAACAAGAGUUGGAUAGUAGUCAGCCUCCCAAGCAACCAGGAAAGCCACCGGACCCUGGGCGUCCCACUCAGCCUGGACUCAGUAAAAGUAGAACUACAGAUACAUUCAGGUUGGAGCAGAAAUUGCCUGGAAGGAGUCCGUCGACUAUUAGCUUGAAAGAAUCCAAGUCUAGAACUGAUUUUAAGGAAGAAUAUAAGUCUAGUAUGAUGCCUGGUUUCCUCUCAGAUGUUAACCCUCUAAGUGCUGUCUCCUCUGUGGUAAAUAAAUUCAACCCUUUUGAUUUAAUAUCAGACUCUGAAGCAUCCCAGGAGGAAACUACACGGAAACAAAAAGUUGCUCAGAAGGACCAAGGAAAAUCAGAAGGAGUCACAAAACCUCUACAGCAGCCGUCACCCAAAUUGGUUCCUAAACAGCAGGGGCCAGUGAAGGAAGUGAUACAGCAGGACAGCUCUCCCAAGUCAGCAUCUUCCCAACAACCAGAGAAAAUAAAACCACAACCCCCCAGCACAGGAAAGCCUUCCCAGGCAUCUUCCCAGCCUCCACCAAUGGACCAGGCAAAGCUGCCUGUUCAAAGAGAUGCAGCCAGGCCUGAGACUAAACUUUCAGACACAGGAAAGCCUUCCCAGCAGAGUCCAGCCAAAACACCAGCUCAGCAAGCAAGUUCUGGGAAAGCUGGAGCCCCACAGCCUGGACCUGCAAAAGCAACAGUCCAGCAGCCAGGGCCAGCAAAGUCCCCAGCUCAACCAGUAGGGACAGGGAAGCCCCCAGCCCAGCCUCCAGUGACAUCCAAGCCUCCAGUGCAGCAGGCUGGAGUCGAGAAGACUUCAUCUCAGCAGCCUGGGACAAAGUCUCUCACUCAGACUCCUGGCCUUGGAAAGAUUCCACCAGGGCCAGUAAAGUCUCCAGCCCAGCAGAUAGGGACAGCAAAACUCCCAGCUCAACAGCCUGGCCCACAGCCUCUGGCUAAGUCACCUGGGCCUACAAAGACUCCAGCUCAGCAAUCUGGACCUGGAAAGAUACCAGCUCAACAGCCAGGCCCAGCAAAGCCUUCACCUCAGCAGCCCAUUCCAGCAAAGCCUCAGCCUCAGCAACCAGCUCCCACAAAGCCUCCACAUCAACAGCCUAUCCUAGCAAAGCCCCAGCCUCAGCAGUCCACUCCAGCAAAGCCCCAGCCUCAGCAGCCCACUCCAGCAAAACCCCAGCCUCAACAGCCCAGUCAAGCAAAGCCCCAGCCUCAGCAGCCCGCUCCAGCAAAACCCCAGCCUCAGCAGCCUAUGAAAGCGACAAGCCAAAUGGUAACUGGAAGACCUGUGCAGCCAACAUCUGCAGCAGAGAGUCCAGGACAAGGUCUCUCUAAAACCAUCUGUCCCCUUUGUAACACCACCGAACUUCUGUUGCACAUUCCAGAAAAGGCCAAUUUUAACACAUGCACUGAGUGUCAAACCACCGUCUGUAGCCUCUGUGGUUUUAACCCCAAUCCCCACUUAACUGAGAUCAAAGAGUGGCUCUGUUUAACCUGCCAGAUGCAAAGAGCUCUAGGAGGUGAGCUGGCUCCGGUCCCAUCCUCACCGCAGCCCAGUCCGAAGAAGGCUGCCUCUGUACCCCCUGCAGCAGCAGCCAGCAAAGCGCCUGUACCAUCACAGCCGGCUUCCCCGAAGAAGGACCCUCCACCCAGACAGGACGGCCCCAAAGCGCCUGUACCAUCACAGCCGGCUUCCCCGAAGAAGGACCCUCCACCCAGACAGGACGGCCCCAAAGCAUCUGUACCAUCACAGCCGGCUUCCCCGAAGAAGGACCCUCCACCCAGACAGGACGGCCCCAAAGCAUCUGUACCAUCACAGCCGGCUUCCCCGAAGAAGGACCCUCCACCCAGACAGGACGGCCCCAAAGCGCCUGUACCAUCACAGCCGGCUUCCCCGAAGAAGGACCCUCCACCCAGACAGGACGGCCCCAAAGCAUCUGUACCAUCACAGCCGGCUUCCCCGAAGAAGGACCCUCCAUCCAGACAGGACGGCCCCAAAGCGCCUGUACCAUCACAGCCGGCUUCCCCGAAGAAGGACCCUCCACCCAGACAGGACGGCCCCAAAGCGCCUGAGCAGAAGAAGCCUCCUCCGCCCCUGGUGAAGCAGCCAACCCUUCAUGGACCUGCCCCAGCCCCAGCCCCAAAGCCUCCAGUGGCAGAGGCCUUCCCUGAGCCAGCCCCUCCCAAGGAGCCUUCCGCACCCCUACCUGAACAAGCCAAGGCCCCUGUUGUAGAUGUUAAACCAAAGCAGCCCAAGAUGGCAGAGCCACACACAGAUGUCCAAUCUUCAGCAGCAGCAGCAGCAACAACAAAUCCUGAUAUUCUGAGUUCUCAGGCUCAGUCACGGGCUCAAGCGCAAACAGCCCCUCCUUUGAAAACAGACUCUGCCAAAUCCUCACAAAGUUUCCCACCUACAGGAGAAAAAAUCACCCCAUUUGAUUCUAAAGCCAUGCCUAGGCCUGCAUCAGACUCAAAACUUAUUUCACAUCCUGGGUCCAGUUCCGAGAGCAAGGAUCCAAAACAUGUUGAUCCAACUCAGAAGAAGGAAGAGCCUAAGAAAGCACAAACGAAGGUGAGUCCUAAACCAGAUGCCAAACCAGUGCCAAAAGGGUCACCAACACCCUCUGGCCCACGACCUCCAACUGGCCAGGCUGCACCCCCAUCUCAGCAGCCCCUAAAGCCUCAGGAGCAAUCAAGGCGUUUCAGUUUGAAUCUGGGUAGUAUCACUGAUGCCCCCAAAUCACAACCCACGACUCCUCAAGAGACUGUGACUGGGAAAUUGUUUGGGUUUGGAGUAUCCAUAUUUAGCCAAGCUUCCAACUUAAUCUCCACAGCAGGCCAGCCUGGACCCCAUCCACAGACUGGGCCUGUGGCCCCAACAAAACAACCCCCUACCCCAUCACAGACUCCUGCUGCUCAGGGACCACCCAAGUCCACAGGUCAGCUCCCACCAGCACCUGCCAAGGCAACACCUGUGAAGGAAACAAAAGCCCCAGCAGCUGAGAGCUUAGAAUCGAAACCUGAGCAAGUUCCAGCAGUGAAGAGGAUAGAGAAAGACAAGAAGGCCCCACCCGGUAAGGUCAGCAAACCUCCACCUGCUGAGCCUGAAAAGGCUGUGCUCACCCACAAGCCAGACAAGACCAAACCCGAGCCAACCUGUCCUCUUUGCAAAACGGAGCUCAACAUAGGCUCGCAGGAUCCUCCCAACUUCAACACCUGCACCGAGUGCAAGAGUCAAGUGUGCAAUCUCUGUGGAUUUAACCCAACACCCCACUUGACUGAGAUUCAAGAAUGGCUUUGCUUAAAUUGCCAGACGCAGAGAGCAAUAUCAGGACAACUCGGAGAUAUGGGCAAAAUGCCGCCUGUAUCACCAGGCCCCAAGGCAUCCCCUGUGCCUGCCCCUGUGGAGCCGUCAUCUCAGAAAACACCCGCAGGGGCCCAUGUAAAGGGUAAAAAGAAGGAAACAGAAGCAAAAACUGAAACGGAAAAACUUAUUCCAGAAAAAGAAACACCAUCAAUUGAGAAGACCCCUCCAAUGGCCAGCACAGAUCAAAAGCUAGAAGAGAGUAAACUAGACAAGAGCAAAGUUUCAACCUGGCAAGAGAAGAAAGAGCCUUCUGAAAUAGAGCAGCCACUCUCCGAAGAUAAAACCGGAAAGAAGCCACCUGCCCAAGAGAAGUCGGCACUUGCCCAAGAAAAACCACCGCUGGAAGGAAAGAAGCCAACCCCCGAAGAAAAGAGAUUACCCCCAGAGGAAAAGCCGCUGGCCUCGGAGGGGGAAGAGAGGCGUGACAUACUUGAAGCUCAGGUAGGCAUUCCCGAAGAGCGCACAGGAAGAGUGGCCGCUGCAAAAACAGUGGAGGAAGCCAGGCAGCCUGAGGCCGGGACUGCGGGUCUGCCAAGCGAGACUCCUCAGACUCUGCCCAAGGAAGGAGAGAAGGAAAGGGGAGCAGUGAAACCCCCACAGGUGGAAGGCGGUGGUGCCACGUCUGGCCAAGGGGAGCCCGGCAAAGAAAAAACAGAAAAGGAAGCGGACAGGUCAGACACCUCCAGUUCCCAGCAGCCCAAGAGUCCACAAGGUCUGAGUGACACGGGGUAUUCUUCGGAUGGAAUAUCAGGUUCUCUGGGUGAAAUUCCAAGCCUUAUACCAAGUGAUGAAAAAGAUUUGCUCAAAGGGCUCAAAAAGGACUCCUUCUCACAGGAAAGCAGUCCUUCCAGCCCCUCAGACUUAGCAAAACUGGAAAGUACAGUACUAUCCAUUUUGGAAGCUCAGGCAAGUACACUGGAUGAAAAAUCAGAAAAGAAAGCACAGCCCCAGAGAGUUUCUCCGGAGCAGUCUCAGGACCAGCAAACAACACAGAUUCCAUCUGAAACACUGGAUGUCACUAUUUCAGAAGAGGUCAAAGAGAGCCAAGAAAAGAAAGAAAGUUCAAAAAAGGAUAGCCAACAAGGCUUUCCUUCCAGGAAGGACCAUAAAGCAAAGCCGGAGCUAGCUGAUGACCUCAGCCCCAGAAGAGCAUCCUAUGAUUCAGUGGAAGACAGCAGCGAAAGCGAAAACUCCCCUGUUGCACGUCGGAAGCGGAGAGCUAGUGUUGGCUCAUCAAGCAGUGAUGAGUAUAAACAGGAAGACAGUCAAGGUUCCGGGGAAGAGGAGGACUUCAUUCGCAAACAGAUCAUAGAGAUGAGUGCUGAUGAGGAUGCUUCUGGCUCUGAAGAUGAUGAGUUCAUUCGCAGUCAGCUCAAAGAGAUUGGCGGUGUUACUGAAAGCCAGAAGAGGGAAGAGACAAAAGGGAAAGGGAGGAGCAUGGCAGGAAAACACAGGAGACUGACUCGCAAGAGUGGCGCUAGCUUCGAUGAUGACGCAGGGAGGCGUCAUUCCUGGCAUGACGAGGACGAUGAAACGUUUGAUGAGAGUCCUGAACUCAAAUUUCGAGAAACUAAAAGUCAGGAGAGUGAAGAACUUGGAGUUGCUGGAGGAGGAGGGUUACGUCGGUUUAAGACGAUCGAACUCAACAGUACAAUAGCAGAUAAAUACUCUGCAGAAUCCUCUCAGAAGAAAACAACUUUAUAUUUCGAUGAAGAGCCAGAAUUAGAAAUGGAAAGCCUGACAGACUCACCUGAGGACAGAUCUAGGGGAGAGGGAUCCUCUAGUCUCCAUGCAUCCAGCUUCACUCCUGGCACAUCCCCUACAUCAGUAUCAUCACUUGAUGAGGACAGCGACAGUAGCCCAAGUCAUAAAAAAGGAGAGAGCAAGCAGCAGCGCAAAGCUCGGCACAGGACACAUGGCCCCCUUUUGCCUACCAUUGAAGAUUCUUCGGAGGAAGAAGAACUGAGAGAGGAAGAAGAACUCUUAAAAGAGCAAGAGAAGCAGCGAGAAUUGGAGCAGCAACAACGGAAAAGUUCUAGUAAGAAAUCAAAGAAAGACAAAGAUGAACUUCGAGCUCAGAGAAGGAGAGAGAGACCAAAGACGCCGCCCAGUAACCUCUCCCCCAUUGAGGAUGCAUCUCCCACAGAGGAACUGCGCCAGGCAGCAGAAAUGGAGGAGCUCCAUAGGUCCUCUUGUUCUGAAUACUCACCUAGCAUAGAAUCAGACCCAGAAGGAUUUGAAAUAAGCCCUGAGAAAAUAAUAGAAGUUCAAAAAGUGUAUAAAUUGCCAACAGCUGUGUCUUUGUACUCGCCAACAGAUGAGCAAUCCGCUAUGCAGAAGGAUGGGGUCCAGAAGGCUCUGAAAAGUGCUGAGGAGAUGUAUGAAGAAAUGAUGCACAAAACCCACAAAUAUAAAGCUUUCCCAGCUGCAAAUGAACGAGAUGAAGUCUUUGAAAAAGAGCCAUUGUAUGGUGGUAUGUUAAUAGAGGACUACAUUUAUGAAUCUUUAGUAGAGGAUACAUACAAUGGAUCAGUAGAUGGCAGUCUGCUCACAAGGCAAGAAGAACAAAAUGGAUUUAUGCAGCAGAGAGGAAGAGAGCACAAAGUAAGACUCCCAGAGCAGAUUUAUGAUGAUCCUAUGCAGAAAAUUACAGACCUCCAAAAAGAGUUUUAUGAGUUAGAAAGCUUACAUUCUAUGGUGCCUCAAGAAGACAUAGUUUCAAGCUCUUACAUCAUUCCAGAAAGCCACGAGAUAGUGGAUCUGGGAACCAUGGUAACUUCUACCAGUGAAGAAAAGAAAUUAUUAGAUGCUGACACUGCCUAUGAGGAACUCAUGAGGCGGCAACAGAUGCAGAUAACAGAUGGAUCCAGUCCCACACAGACCACCAUUGGGGAUGACAUGGCCGAGUCCACUAUGGAUUUUGACAGGGUGCAAGAUGCAUCUUUGACAUCAAGUAUCCUUUCUGGAGCAUCUCUGACAGACUCAACCAGCAGUGCCACUCUCUCCAUCCCAGAUGUUAAGAUAACCCAACAUUUUUCAACAGAAGAACUGGAGGAUGAAUGUGUAACUGAUUACACAAGAGAGAUUCAAGAGAUAAUCGCCCACGAAUCACUGAUAUUGACCUACUCUGAGCCUUCAGAAAGUGCUGCAUCUGUCCCACCCUCUGACACACCUUCACUCACAUCAUCUAUUUCUUCAGUCUGCACCACAGAUAGCUCCUCACCUGUUACUACCCUGGAUAGCCUAGCCACUGCUUAUACAGAGCCAGUAGACGUAAUAACAAAAUUUGAAGACUCUGAGGAAAUUUCUUCAUCAACUUAUUUUCGGGGCAGCAUCAUAGACUACCCAGAAGACAUAAGUGUGUCUUUAGAUCAGACCAUCCCACCAGAAAGUAGAGCUAGUGCUGAUCAUAUUUUGAUUUCCUUCUCGAGUAUAGCACCGUCGGUCACAGAAUCUGUAAGUCCUAAUGCUGACAGGCCACAAGCAGACAGCGUGUCUACUGACUUACCUCUAUCUGAAAAGGAUCCAAUAAAAGGCAAGAAGGAAACUGGGGAUGGAAUUAUUCUAGAAGUUUUGGAUGCUUACAAAGAUAAAAGGGAAGAGUCUGAGGCUGAACUAACAAAAAUGAGCUUACCUGAAACUGGGUUGGUCCAAACACCUUCUGUAACAGUCCCUCAAAUGAAGGAACAAGUUUUCUCUCCAUAUUCUAUAUCUGGAAAGCUCCCUGGUCAGGAAAAGCCCACAUAUAGGUUACCAUCAGCUGGUCUUCCCGUUUCUACCCCUCCAUCUAAGUCUCGCCCCUUUUUCCGAAGUUCUUCUUUGGACAUUUCAGCCCAGCCACCCCCUCCUCCUCCACCACCACCUCCUCCCCCUCCCCCACCUCCUCCUCCCCCUCCUCCACCAUUGCCCCCAGCAACUUCACCUAAGCCAACCCCUUAUCCUAAAAAAAAGGUGGCAGUGGCCCCUCCAGUGACUCCAACGACGAUUGUUACCACCCACGUUGAUACUAUUACUCCAGUAGAGGCCACAACUGCUCGGAGGAGUGAUGGGGUAGCUGCAACCAAAAUCUGCACUGCUGCACCUCCUCCUGUCCCUCCUAAGCCUUCUUCAAUCCCAACUGGACUUGUGUUUACACAUAGGCCAGAACCAAGCAAACCCCCAAUUGCCCCCAAGCCAGCAGUUCCUCAGCUUCCAGUGACUACACAGAAAACAACCGAUGUAUGCCCCAAACCAACAGGUCUAUCUUUGACUUCAAGUAUGUCCCUAAAUUUAGUGACUUCAGCAGACUUCAAACUGCCUUCCCCUACCUCUCCACUUUCCCCACACUCUAAUAAAUCCUCACCAAGAUAUUCUAAGUCUCUAAUGGAGACUUAUGUGGUUAUUACAUUGCCCUCUGAACCUGGGACUCCAACAGAUUCUUCUGCUGCUCAAGCCAUUACCAGUUGGCCCUUGGGAUCACCCCCAAAAGAUCUGGUUUCCCUGGAAACAGUGUUUUCUGUAGUUCCUCCUGUGACAGCUACAGAAAUUCCAAGUUCUUCACAGCCAACCCUGUAUGCACCAGGAGCUUUGGAGACAUAUUCCAUCCCUGUUGUAACUCCAUCUCUAUUUCAAGGAACUCCCACUUCACUUACACAGUUUCUUCCUACAGAAGCUUCAAAAACAGAGGUUUCUGCAACCAGAAGUGUAGCCCCAAGUGUGGCUCCCAGAAGCGUUUCCAUACCCAUUCCUCCAGAGCCUCUUGCUCUGGACAGACAUCAGUACAAGGAAAAUGGAAAGUUACAGCUUAUUGGUGAUGCCAUUGAUUUACGUACAAUACCAAAAACAGAAGCUAAAGCAACUGAAAAAUGUAUGGAUCUUUCUGCUUCUGCAAUGGAUGGGAAAAGGCAAACCACAGCCACUGAAGUUUACGGGCGACAAAUUAGUGCCAUCCAACCUUCUAUCAUAAAUCUCAGUGCAUCUUCCUCAUUAGUAACUCCAGUCACCCUAGACUCUGAGACAGUGGCUGUUGUCACAUGCACAGAUACUACAAUUUACACAACAGGCACAGGAAGCAAAGUGAGCGCAGAGCAUGCAAUGAUGUCACCACUCCAGCUUACUGUGUCAAAACAUACUGAGUCACCAUACAGGAUAGCAAGUGGCCAGACAUUUCCUAUGAUCAGAGAUGAAGCUCCAAUAAAUUUAUCCCUAUGUCCUUCAGCUCAGGCAGUGACACUGGCUGUUACAAAGCCCGUCACUGUACCUCCUGUGGGUGUCACAAACGGCUGGAUUGACAGCACUAUGUCUCAGGGGGUCACGGAUGGAGAAGUGGUGGAUCUCAGCACAUCCAAGUCCCAUAGGACUGUUGUUACAAUGGACGAAUCUACUUCAAGUGUGGUGACGAAAAUAGUAGAAGACAGUGAAAAACCUGUUGACCUGACUGCAGGAAGAAGAGCUGUGUGCUGUGACAUGGUUUAUAAGCUGCCUUUUGGAAGGAGCUGCACAGCACAGCAGCCUGCAACUACCCUUCCUGAAGACCGAUUUGGUUAUAGGGAUGACCACUACCAAUAUGAUAGAUCAGGGCCAUAUGGUUACAGAGGGAUUGGUGGAAUGAAACCUUCCAUGUCUGAUACUAAUUUAGCAGAAGCUGGACAUUUUUUCUAUAAAAGUAAAAAUGCUUUUGAUUAUUCUGGAGGAGCUGAUGCAGCAGUAGAUCUAACUUCAGGGAGAGUGUCUACAGGUGAGGUAAUGGAUUACUCAAGCAAGACUACAGGUCCCUACCCAGAAACACGCCAAGUCAUUUCAGGAGUUGGGAUUAGUACCCCACAGUAUGCCACAGCAAGAAUGACUCCACCUCCAGGACCCCAGUAUUGUGUGGGAAGUGUUUUGAGGUCAUCUAAUGGUGUUGUCUAUUCUUCAGUAGCAACUCCAAUCCCCUCCACAUUUGCUAUCACCACUCAACCUGGCUCCAUUUUCAGCACCACGGUCAGGGAUUUAUCUGGUAUUCAUACAACAGAUGCACUGACGUCAUUGUCAGCCCUGCAUCAAAGCCAGCCAAUGCCUCGAUCCUACUUCAUAACAACAGGUGCAUCAGAAACAGACAUCGCAGUAACCAGUAUUGACAUCAAUGCCAGUCUGCAAACUAUUACUAUGGAAACUGUUCCUGCUGAGACGAUGGACUCUGCUCCAGCUUUAACCACAGCAUCGGAAAUGCUUCCUGAGGUGGGAGGAGAGGAAAGCACUCUUUUGAUUGUGUCUGAUGAAGAUAAACAACAACAGCAACUUGACUUGGAGCGAGAGCUCCUGGAACUGGAGAAAAUUAAGCAACAACGCUUUGCUGAGGAACUGGAGUGGGAACGUCAGGAGAUUCAGAGGUUCCGAGAACAAGAAAAGAUCAUGGUUCAAAAGAAGCUGGAGGAGCUGCAGUCUAUGAAACAGCACCUCCUGUUUCAGCAAGAAGAGGAGCGGCAGGCCCAGUUCAUGAUGAGGCAGGAGACACUAGCUCAGCAGCAGUUACAGCUUGAGCAGAUCCAACAGCUGCAACAACAGCUGCACCAGCAGCUGGAGGAGCAGAAACUUCGCCAGAUCUACCAGUAUAACUAUGACCCCUCUGGAAAUGCUUCUCCCCAAACCACCACUGAACAGGCAAUUUUGGAGGGUCAAUAUGCUGCUCCAGAGGGCAGUCAGUUUUGGGCCACUGAAGAUGCCACCACUACAGCUUCUACUGUGGUGGCCAUUGAAAUACCACAGAGCCAAGGAUGGUAUACUGUUCAGUCUGAUGGGGUGACUCAGUACAUUGCCCCACCUGGCAUCUUGAGCACUGUUUCAGAGAUACCUCUGACAGAUGUUGUUGUAAAAGAGGAGAAACCACCCAAAAAGAGAAGUUCUGGAGCUAAAGUUCGGGGGCAGUAUGAUGAGAUGGGGGAAAGCGUGGCAGACGACCCACGGAAUUUAAAAAAGAUAGUGGACAGUGGUGUACAAACUGAUGAUGAGGAAACUGCUGAUCGGAGCUACUCAAGUAGGAGGCGAAGAACUAAAAAGAGCGUUGACACCAGUGUCCAAACAGAUGAUGAAGAUCAGGAUGAAUGGGAUGUGCCUUCUAGGUCAAGGAGGAAAGCACGUCCGGGGAAAUAUGGAGACAGCACCACGGAGGGUGACAAGACCAAACCCGUUUCCAAAGUCUCCAGUGUAGCAGUUCAGACAGUCGCAGAGAUAUCUGUGCAAACUGAACCAGUGGGAACCAUACGGACACCUUCCAUACGAGCACGAGUGGAUGCCAAGGUAGAAAUAAUUAAACACAUUUCAGCACCUGAAAAGACUUACAAAGGGGGCAGUUUAGGAUGUCAAACAGAAACAGAUUCAGACACACAGAGCCCUCCAUACUUGGGUGCCACCUCUCCACCCAAAGACAAGAAGCGCCCGACACCUUUAGAGAUUGGUUAUCCAUCAUCUCACCUGCGGGCAGACAGCACAGUGCAGCUGGCUCCUUCCCCACCCAAAUCUCCAAAAGUCCUUUACUCACCCAUCUCACCACUUCCACCGGGCAAGGCGUUAGAGUCAGCCUUUGUACCUUAUGAAAAGCCCCUCCCUGAUGACCUAAGUCCACAGAAAGUACUACAUCCAGAUAUGGCUAAAGGUCCCCCAGCAAGUCCUAAGACAGCCAAGAUGAUGCAGCGUUCUAUGUCUGACCCCAAGCCUCUGAGUCCAACAGCAGAUGAAAGUUCCAGGGCUCCUUUUCAGUGUCCUGAGGGCUUCACGACUAAAGGUUCCCAAACCACAACCGCCUCUGGGUCCCAGAAAAAAGUGAAGAGAACAUUGCCAAAUCCCCCUCCUGAGGAGUUGUCCACCGGAACACAGCCGACAUACAGCACAAUGGGCACUGCAUCCAGGAGAAGAAUGUGCAGAACUAAUACCAUGGCUCGAGCCAAGAUUCUCCAGGACAUAGACCGAGAGCUUGACCUCGUGGAAAGGGAGUCUGCCAAGCUUAGAAAGAAGCAAGCAGAACUUGAUGAAGAAGAAAAGGAGAUUGAUGCCAAGCUGCGGUAUCUGGAAAUGGGAAUCAACAGGAGAAAAGAAGCAUUACUGAAGGAGAGAGAAAAGAGAGAGCGUGCUUAUCUGCAGGGGGUAGCUGAGGACCGCGAUUACAUGUCUGACAGUGAGGUCAGCAGCACCAGACCAAGCCGAAUAGAAAGUCAGCAUGGCAUUGAGCGACCAAGGACAGCUCCCCAAACUGAAUUCAGCCAGUUCAUACCACCACCAACGCAAACUGAAGCUCAGCUGGUUCCUCCAACCAGUCCUUACACACAGUACCAGUACUCAUCGCCUGCUCUUCCCACCCAAGCACCCACCCCAUAUACUCAACAAUCUCAUUUCCAACAGCAGACAUUGUACCAUCAGCAAGUCUCACCUUACCAGACUCAACCAACCUUCCAAGCGGUGGCAACCAUGUCCUUCACACCUCAAGCUCAACCUACUCCGAGCCCACAAACAUCUUAUCAGUUACCAUCACAGAUGAUGGUGAUACAACAGAAGCCUCGGCAAACAACGCUGUAUUUGGAACCCAAGAUAACUUCCAACUAUGAAGUGAUUCGCAACCAGCCCCUGAUGAUUGCUCCUGUUUCCUCUGAUAAUACGUAUGCUGUCUCUCAUCUCGGGAGCAAGUACAAUAGUUUGGAUUUGAGAAUAGGUUUGGAGGAAAGAAGCAGCAUGGUGAGCAGUCCAAUAUCGAGCAUAUCUGCAGACUCUUUCUAUGCAGACAUUGACCACCACACUUCAAGGAAUUAUGUCCUAAUAGAUGACAUUGGAGAGAUCACCAAAGGGACAGCAGCACUGAGCACAGCAUUUAGUCUUCAUGAAAAGGAUCUGUCCAAAACAGACCGUCUCCUUAGAACCACUGAGACACGGAGGUCUCAGGAAGUGACAGAUUUCCUAGCACCUUUGCAGACUUCCUCAAGAUUGCAUAGCUAUGUGAAAGCAGAGGAGGACCCGAUGGAGGACCCUUAUGAGUUAAAGCUUCUGAAACAGCAGAUUAAGCAAGAAUUCCGUAGAGGAACAGAGAGCCUAGAUCACCUAGCUGGUCUUUCACAUUAUUACCAUGCUGAUACUAGCUAUAGACACUUUCCCAAGUCUGAGAAGUAUAGCAUCAGUAGACUUACCCUUGAAAAGCAAGCAGCCAAACAAUUACCAGCAGCCAUACUUUACCAAAAGCAAUCAAAGCAUAAGAAAUCAUUAAUUGACCCUAAAAUGUCAAAGUUUUCACCUAUUCAAGAAAGUAGAGACCUUGAACCUGAUUAUCCAAGUUAUAUGGGUUCCAGCACUUCAUCUAUUGGUGGCAUUUCUUCUAGGGCAAGGCUUCUUCAAGAUGAUAUAACAUUUGGCCUCAGAAAAAAUAUUACAGAUCAACAAAAAUUUAUGGGCUCAUCACUUGGGUCAGGACUGGGCACUUUAGGAAAUCCCAUCAGGUCAGCACUCCAGGAUGAAGCAGAUAAGCCAUACAGCAGUGGGAGCAGGUCCAGGCCUUCCUCUAGACCUUCGUCUGUCUAUGGUCUUGAUUUAUCCAUUAAGAGGGAAUCUUCCAGCUCAUCACUAAGACUGAAAGCUCAAGAGGCUGAAGCUCUUGACGUCUCCUUUGGCCAUUCAUCAUCUUCUUCCAGAACUAAGCCCACCAGCUUACCAAUCAGCCAAAGCAGAGGAAGAAUACCAAUUGUGGCCCAGAAUUCAGAAGAAGAAAGUCCACUCAGUCCUGUUGGCCAACCAAUGGGAAUGGCCAGGGCAGCAGCUGGACCUUUGCCCCCCAUAUCUGCAGACACAAGGGAUCAGUUUGGAUCAAGUCACUCAUUGCCCGAAGUUCAGCAGCACAUGAGAGAAGAGUCACGGACACGGGGGUAUGACCGUGACAUAGCGUUCAUCAUGGAUGACUUCCAACAUGCUAUGUCUGACAGUGAAGUUGCGGUUGCAAUGUAUGAUGUUUCCUUGGUCUCCAAAGCCUAUCACUUACGUCGGGAGGAAACGGAUUGGUUUGAUAAACCCAGGGAUUCUCGGUUAGAAAAUGGCCAUGGUCUGGACCGGAAACUGCCAGAAAGAUUGGUUCACUCUAGACCCCUCAGUCAACAUCAAGAGCAAAUUCUGCAGAUGAAUGGCAAGACAAUGCACUACAUCUUUCCUCAUGCAAGGAUAAAAAUAACCAGAGACUCUAAGGACCACACAGUUUCAGGUAACGGGCUAGGAAUUAGAAUUGUUGGUGGUAAAGAAAUCCCUGGACAUAGUGGAGAAAUUGGAGCCUAUAUUGCUAAGAUUCUUCCUGGUGGAAGUGCGGAACACACGGGAAAACUUGUAGAAGGGAUGCAAGUGUUGGAAUGGAAUGGGAUCCCCUUAACUUCUAAAACAUAUGAAGAAGUACAGAGCAUCAUUAACCAGCAAAGUGGGGAAGCAGAAAUAUGUGUAAGACUGGACCUCAAUAUGUUGUCAGAUUCUGAAAAUCCCCAGCACCUGGAACUUCAUGACCCACCAAAAACUGUGGAUAAGGCAAAGUCCCCAGGGGUUGAUCCCAAGCAGUUGGCGGCUGAGCUGCAGAAGGUCUCACUCCAGCAGUCACCACUGGUCAUGUCGUCAGUCGUGGAGAAAGGAUCUCAUGCUCACUCAGGUCCCACAUCAGCAGGAUCCAGUUCUGUUCCCAGCCCUGGGCAGCCAGGAUCACCCUCUGUGAGCAAAAAGAAGCAUGGCAGCAGCAAGCCUACUGAUGCAACAAAGGUUGCCUCUCAUCCAAUUACAGGAGAAAUUCAGCUUCAAAUCAACUAUGACCUUGGAAAUCUUAUAAUACAUAUUCUUCAAGCAAGAAAUCUUGUCCCUAGAGACAACAAUGGAUACUCUGACCCUUUUGUUAAGGUGUACCUACUUCCAGGGCGAGGUCAAGUCAUGGUUGUCCAGAAUGCAAGUGCUGAGCACAAGAGAAGAACUAAAUAUGUCCAGAAAAGUCUUAAUCCUGAGUGGAAUCAGACAGUAAUUUAUAAAAGUAUUUCCAUGGAGCAGCUCAUGAAGAAGACAUUGGAGGUGACAGUUUGGGAUUAUGAUAGAUUCUCUUCCAACGACUUCCUUGGAGAGGUACUGAUUGAUCUAUCUAGCACAUCUUACCUGGACAACACUCCUCGGUGGUACCCGCUGAAAGAACAGACCGAGAGCAUUGACCACGGCAAGUGUCAUUCCAGUCAGAGCAGCCAGCAGUCCUCAAAGCCCUCUGUGAGCAAAAGCAGAAGCCAUGGCAUCUUCCCUGACCCAUCCAAGGACAUGCAAGUGCCCACCAUUGAGAAAUCCCACAGUAGUCCUGGUAGCUCAAAAUCAUCAUCAGAAGGCCAUCUCCGAUCUCAUGGACCAUCUCGUAGUCAAAGCAAAACCAGUGUCACGCAAGCCCACCUGGAAGAUGCAGGAGCUGCCAUAGCUGCGGCCGAAGCCGCCGUGCAACAGCUCCGCAUUCAACCAACCAAUGGCAACCAAGACCAAAGCCAGCUAGCCCUCAGGAAGGUGAUGUCUGAUGGACCAGUCAAAGCAGAAGGAGCAAAGCCCGCCAAUCACCGGCCUGCAGAGAGCUCCGUGUCCACUGGCUCCUCCGGCAGCAGCGCUGGCAGUGGCUAUAGCGUGGAGAGUGAAGGAAGCGGCAGCCUGGCAGGGGAGACUAAUCUGCUUCCCAUCCCAAGGAUAGGGAAGAUGGGACAGAAUGGACAAGACCCUGUGAAACAGUCAGGAAUGGGAGUGACAGACACAGAAGCAAAAACUCAAGUAAUGGGAGAAAUCAAGCUGGCACUGAAAAAGGAAAUGAAGACAGACGGUGAACAACUGAUAGUUGAAAUUCUCCAGUGCAGAAAUAUUACCUACAAAUUUAAGUCUCCGGAUCAUUUACCAGAUUUAUAUGUGAAAGUAUAUGUGAUAAACAUCUCUACUCAAAAAAAGGUUGUCAAGAAGAAAACAAGGGUUUGCAGACACGAUCGAGAACCUUCCUUCAAUGAAACUUUUAGAUUCAGCCUCAGUCCUGCAGGCCAUUCCCUUCAGAUUUUACUUUUCUCCAAUGGAGGGAAGUUUAUGAAGAAGACUUUGAUUGGAGAAGCCUGUAUCUGGCUUGACAAAGUAGACCUGAGGAAAAGACUAGUCAACUGGCACAAACUUUUGGUCAGUCCUACUCAAACACAUUGAAGAUGUGUCUACUCAGGGUGAGGAACCAGAGCUACAGAGCCUCAGAUCGACUGUACAUUUUCAGGAGCCAACAUGGGAUAGGAAACAAGAAGCAGAGACCACAUUGGUGUGGAAUACAAAAUGACUCAACAAGUUCACAUAUUGAAAGCAAACAGAUGAAAAUCAGCCAGAGACACUGGAUUACUCAAAGCUGUGAUUAGAAACUGUGAAAGGAAAUUUGACUUUUUAAGGGAGAAGUCUUGGAGCAGACUGAGCUAGAGCAGAUGAAAAAGGCACAAAGAUUUUAUGGUGGUUGAGGCAGAGUGAAAGCUUUGUUGGAAAGGACAGGUGGAGUGAAUCUUGGUUUGAAAAGCUCAAAACUCCUGUCUUAUAUUCUUGUAAAACUUUCUGCUUUGGAAUUCUGACAUAAGAUUCAUCUAUGAGUUUUCUACAGGACCAGAAGGUGACUGUGUUUGUGAGAAGAAGUAAGCAAGAGUUAUAAACAAUGGAUUUUAGAUUGAACUGUGCAUGUUUUCCCCGUGUCUACGUUAGAAAGUUAUACAGCAGUAGGUCUGAAUUCUAUGUGAUAAAAGCACAUCUGUUUUUGGGUAAUUGAAAACAAUAAAGAGUAAAGAUAAUAGUAGGUUAAAAUUCAAUUGUAUUUACCUAGAAAUAAAACAAAAACUAGUGACUAGAUAUUAAAGAAGAAUGCUGACCCACAAAAUAUGUACCUUGGUUGAAAACAUUAAAAUCUCUGUAAUGCACCAUGAAGUCAAGGCAUUCUCAACCGUACACAUCAAGGCAUCUAGAUUAAUUGGUGUGUCCUGUAAAGAGGGUGGCUUAUUCAUUGAACAAUUGCCAUAAUGUGCAUCAUUCUACAUAUUUCCUUUCUCUUGGACAACGGAUUGUCAGAGACGUGAGAUUAUUGUUCUGGCAAACAAACCAUAUUUAUCUUAUGACACUGAUUAAACUGUUGUCACUUUCUGGUUUUCUGUGGUCUUUCUCUAAACUCAGUGAUGAUACAAUGAACACCUUGACCUCAACUUCAAGUCUUCUCUUCUGCUUUCUUCUUGGUGAUAAAUCAUGGUUAGAAAGCUAAUGUUGGGAGAGAGUUGGAAAAAUCAAUGUUUGAAAUUAAAAUAUAUUUGAUCGAUGUUAAUAAUAUAGACCCAAACAACCAAUGUGUGACUCAUUAAAAUGAAGCAUUCUCUCCCUGUCAAUCACUAGUGUCAAUAAAGAAAGCAACACAGUUGUGGGAAAUGCACUCAGCAGGCUCUGAAGUCCUGGCUUCUGGUCCUGAUUUUGCUACUGACCUUACACACAUAUCACCACAAAAAUGAAGAUUAAAUUCACUUUGCCCCUAAAUAAUGGUGUUUUCUUAUCCUUCUUCCCAGGAUACCAGGAUGCUUAAAUAAAGAGAUCUAUGAAAAAAGAAAGCACAUUUGCAAAUAUUGCUUUAUAUACAAACUGAGAGAUAAUUAUUGUGAAGCUUUUUAAUUCUCAAAUUUUAUAUGUGAUAAACAACUUCCAACCAAUGAUAAGCAUCAGCAUGGAUAAAAACAGUAAAUUGUUCCCAAACUCAUUUUUAUUAAAUUGUAAACUUCCAUUUAACCAGAAAAAGAUAGAACAUUAAAUUUAAGUUAUUUGUCAUACAAAGUGUACUGAAGUCCAUAGCUCUUAUCCCAUUGCCACACUCUACCCAAAAUAAACCAAAUUGCUUUGCAGAGUAUUUGAGCCUAACAAUUGUUACUUUAUUUAAUGUGAGGUUUUAGCGGGAUUACAGGAAAUCAUCUCAAAAAUAUUGGUUGGAUAUUAAAUUUUCUCAUUUUUAGGAAAAAAUAUCAUUACAUUUGAAAGUAAUGUAAAACCCUAGAAGUAAAAAAAUUCUAGUAUAUGCCAAAUUGUAUGAACUAACACUCAUUUUAAAAAAUACAAGUUCUCUUUUCUUUGUCCUAAAAUAGCAAUUCGCUCUUCCUCUAUUCUCUUCUCCCCUCAAUGCAAUACCAUUUAUGACUGAGAGUCUUUUAAAGUGAACAUGGAAAUGGGAAUUUUCAAACAUAGGACACUGCUAACAUUUUAUUUUUAGAGACUGCUACAUCUGUGGUGGUUGCCAUGGAUAUUUCCAGCAGACACUCUCACUUGAGUGUCUAUAUCAGUCACAACUGGGGAGGAAAGGUGUCUAAGAGGAUUUGUGACAUCAAGGAUCUGCCACUAGCUCUUCACAGGCAACUCUGGUUCAUCUCCUACCUGGGUCUACAGUCGAUGUUACUCCAAGGAUUCGUGAAAGGUUAUAUAGCCAGUUAGCUUCCUCCAUUCUAGCUACAACUUACAGGGUCAGAGGGACCAGCAGAGCAAGGUCAACAGGAGUAGCUUUAAGCCUGAAGUAAUGGGAGCCUUUCUGAUGCAGCUGCCCCUCCUUUCCAAGGAACUAGCAAUAGUUCUAGACCAAUCAGAUCAAUUGAGAGGGUCAAGGCCAGAGCUUCUCAUGCACCAGCAUUUCCCCUUGCAAAAGAAAAAGAUCCUGCCAGUGUGCCUGGUUCGCAGCUGACCAAGCUCCUUAGAUUGUACAGGAAUUGUUCUAUGCAACACCAAUUCUUAAAUGAAUGCACUCCCAAGGGACGCUGACUGCCCUUCUCACAAUGAAACUAUUUCUUUUUUAAUUGCAAAUAGGGCUCUUAGUGUUUUUUUUACU